This is a messenger RNA of Schistosoma rodhaini, 1446 nucleotides long. NCBI's taxonomy places the organism in Eukaryota, Metazoa, Platyhelminthes, Trematoda, Strigeidida, Schistosomatidae. The record is from the annotation of a GenBank genome assembly.
AUGAUCUCAACAUUAAAAGGGAUACCAAAAAAUAUGACAAUUUAUGAAUUAAUAAAUAUACGUAAAAUGAUACCAAAUAUUGUGAAAAAUUGGAUUAAUUUAUUAAAUAAUGAACAAUUUUUAUAUGAUUAUAAAUAUGGUAAAAUAUCUAAUGAUAUUUAUAAUGAUUUACAUAAAUCAAUUAGAUUUCUUCGGAUAGUUCCAUGUGAAAUCAAUACAAUGAAACAAUUAAAAUAUUGUUUUAUAUUUCAUCCAUCAUCUAUUCUAUUAAAAAAUAAAAUACAUUUAGCUACUAUAUCAACUUAUAUUCAUUCAUGGAUUAAUCCAAAUCAAUUAAAAUUACAUGUUUUUCUUAUGAAUUCAAAAAGUGAAAUAUAUGAACAUUUUUAUAUUAAUUUAAAUAAUAAAACAAUUCAAAAUGAUUUAAAAUAUUCUAAUAUAAAAUUAAAAUAUCGUCAAGUUAUAUGGGAUAUAAGUAGUAUGAUAAAAAAUUUACAAUAUUCUAAAUAUCAUUUAAUUCAUUCAAUAAUAAUGACAUUAGUUACUAAUAAUCAUGAUGAUGAUAAUGAUCAAAGUAAUAAAAAUGUCGAUGAUAUUCAUUUAAAUUAUAUUGAUUUAUCUAAUCAAUUAUUAUCAAAACCUUUUAGUACAUCAACGAUGAUUAUUGAAGAUGUACCAAUGGAAAAUCAAGAUGAAUUAAAACAAAUACUUUCAAAUGAACAUUUCAAUGAAGAUAAUGAUCAUGACCUUGAGUUUACAAAUAAUGAUAAUAAUAAUAAUAAUAAUGAUAACAAUAAUAAUAAUAAUAAUAAUAAUAAUAAUAAUAAUGAUUUCAAUGAAAAAUUUGAAAAUAUUUUUAUGAAAAAAAAUUUAUUAAAAAUCAAUAAAAAUAAUAAUAAUAAUCAUCAUCAUAAUAUAAUCGAUAAUAUAUUAAGUUAUAAUACACAAAUUAUAUUAAAUAUGAAAACAUUAAAUAUUUUAAAAUUAGAAAAUCAAUAUUUCAUAAAAAAACGUUUAAUACAUCGAUCAUUUUUAAUUGAAUCAAAUAAAUUAAUAAAUCAUUAUAAUAUUCAAUCAUGUCCAAGUUUUUUAGAUCAUAAUAAACGUGAAACAAAAUGUUGUCUAUUUCGUUAUACAUUAAAUAAAAUGCAAAUGGAUCAAAAUGAUAAAUUAAGAUUUAUUAUAUUUCCACAUCAUUUACCAAUAAAUAUGUGUCAUGGUAGAUGUAUUGGACUUUACAUGCCGACAGAUAAUGCUCACAGUAUUCUAAUGAAUCGUUAUUUCUCUGGACUGGGUUCUGUGGAACGAGAAGCUAUCUAUAAUUCAAUGCCAUGCUGUGCUGCCAAUGAAACCAUACCAUUCACAAUACUUUAUAAAGAUCAUAAAGAUCAACUGGUCACGGAAACUUUGCCUAAGGCUGUAAAAACAAAUUGUGCAUGCAGUUGA